GGGUUCCAAAACUCUCUUCCUUUGCAAAAGCAGAGGACAAACUGUUCAAAUACCUCUUUGGAAACUACCAGAAAUGGGUCCGUCCAGUGGAAUACCUAAACCAGACAAUACGUGUGAAGUUUGGACUGGCCAUCUCCCAGCUAGUUGAUGUGGACGAGAAAAAUCAGCGAAUGACAACCAAUGUGUGGAUGAAACAGGAGUGGAUUGACAGGAAACUCAGAUGGAACCCUGAUGACUAUCUGGGUAUUACGAUCAUCCGAGUCCCUUCUGACAGGAUCUGGCUACCUGAUGUUGUACUGUAUGAUAA
This is a messenger RNA of Plectropomus leopardus (leopard coralgrouper), 307 nucleotides long. The record is from RefSeq and is a predicted model, not a curated record. NCBI's taxonomy places the organism in Eukaryota, Metazoa, Chordata, Actinopteri, Perciformes, Serranidae.